AUGCCCAGCUUGGUGAGAAAGCUAGUCAUUUUCGCAGCAGUCGACGGCCUCAUUCUACAGCCAAAUGGCGGCGCACAACGGAACAGCUCGAGCAAUGGAAACUCGUCCUCUCUCCAGAUCGAUUACAAGACGCGCAAAAUCACGUCGCUUUCGCAAGCCCGUCCGGAAUCGACAGCGAGACUGACUCCAAGUCUGGAAGCGUAUGGACUCGUGGGUAUACUUAAUAUUGAUUCCUACUCUUACCUUAUAUCCAUCACUCAGCGCAAGGAAGUUACCCAGAUAUUAGGCAAGGCAAUAUAUGCGAUAACGAAUGUUGCCAUCAUUCCGCUGUCGUCACAAGCCGAUGCAAGUCGUGCUAUCCUCCAGGCGCAAAAGACAUUGAGACAAGUAGAAACCGAGUCUGAUCAGGGCUCGGUCGACGAGGACGAGGGCCUCUCAGCCUGCGACGCCGAUAGUGGCGACGAAGGUCUACUGAAUUCACCCGCGGUGAACUUCGACAAUCAAGAGGAACCGGAUCAUGCAAGGGUUGCACAAAAUGUCAUUGGCAAUAAAGGCCGCAAUAGCCGAUUUGUGCUCAAUUGGUUUUCCAGGAAGCCAUGGGGACUUGCGGCAUCUCCUCCGAAGACUUCCCUUGCCAACUCCGACGCUGACAUUUCCGACAUCGAAGAAACUAGAGUUGGCAGUCCGACAAGCCAGCCCCUUGCUGCAGUUUCCGAUAUCAAAACUGAAGCCGAGGCUACGCACGUUGUCAAAGAGGCUACCGGGAAGGCCGAUGCUCUACCUCGGGUCACGCCCAGCAAGGCCCUCGAGUUGAUGCCUAAGCUUUUGAGAUACACAAAGUUAAUUUUUGCAUCUGAUAAUUUUUUCUUUUCUUACGAUUAUGAUCUCACUCGGCAUUAUUCCUCGCAAGAUCCGAAAGCCGCCCAGCUGCCGCUACAUGUGCAUGCAGAUCGACUGUAUUUCUGGAAUAAGCAUUUGAUGAAGCCCUUUAUUGAUAGUGACAAUAGCUCGCAUUCAUUUGUGUUGCCACUGAUCCAGGGUUUUGUCGGUCAGCGAGAGUUCACAGUUUCAUCGCUGACGGAUGAAGCCCAAAGCUCUGACAAGGAUGAUGCGCCUGACAGAUCUAACCUCCCAGAUCCUGCAUUAGCAGAAAAACGCGAUAUAGGAAGCAAAGAGACACAGGAGCCUUUGCGAGAACCGAACAAGCAGAAUUUCCUUAUCACGCUGAUUUCUCGGCGUUCCAUCCAACGUCCCGGCUUGAGAUAUCUCCGUCGCGGCGUGGAUGACGAGGGAAACACAGCCAAUACCGUGGAAACGGAGCAAAUUUUGUCAACCCCAGGCUGGGAGCCAUCUCGAAAGUCACCUUAUUCCUUGAAACCGACGCCAAUCCUUCACCACUCUUACGAAACGAACCAGCUUGCUUUUUCCCGCCAUUUCCGUGAUUUAUCGACUAAAUAUGGGAAAAUACAAGUCGUAUCUCUUGUCGACAAGCACGGCGUAGAAGCGAAAAUUGGCGAAACGUACGAGUCCUAUACACGAGCCUUCAACAAUGAUAACAAAGGCCCCAAUUUUCUCACCCUAGGUUUUGAGUGGUUUGCCUUUCAUCAGGAAUGUCGCGGAAUGAAGUUUGAGAAUGUCAAACGGUUGGUUGAUAAGUUAGACAGCACUUUGGAAGAUUUUGGGGAGUCUAUACUCCUGGGAAAUACAGUGUUGAAGGAACAGACCGGUAUCGUACGCACAAACUGUAUGGAUUGUUUGGAUCGCACGGGGGUCGCCCAAUGCGCGUUUGGUCAGAGGGCCUUGGAAAAGGCACUGAAGAGCGAAGGGUUUACAAUCGAUCUUUUGGGGGACGCUUCGACGCAAUGGUUCAAUACUCUAUGGGCUGAUAAUGGAGACGCUAUUUCAAAACAGUAUUCUUCAACGGCAGCAUUGAAAGGAGAUUACACGCGAACCAGGAAGAGAAACUAUCGUGGUGCUUUGAACGAUUUUGGUCUGACGCUCUCCCGGUACUAUAAUAACCUCGUGAAUGAUUAUUUCUCGCAAGCCUGUAUUGACUACCUACUCGGUAACGUGUCGAUUCAGGUCUUUUCUGAAUUUCAAGAUAACCUGAAAACCAUCGACCCUGGAAUCUCGGUGGCCAAACUGCGUCAAAAUGCCAUUGAGACAUGCAGUAAACUGGUCGUGGACGACCAGGUGGAGGAACUUGUUGGAGGCUGGGCCAUGCUCAGCCCACGACAGCCCAACACGUUACGCACUUUCCCUUUUGAAGAGACGGUUCUGCUUCUGACAGACGCCGCACUAUAUAACUGUCGAUUUGAUUGGAAUACGGAUAAGGUCCUGUCCUUUGAGCGAAUAAACCUCAGCUCGAUUCGACAUAUCAACCACGGAACAUAUAUCACCUCCGUUUUAACCGACGCGCAAACCGAUGAGCAGCGCAAUGUCGGUCUAGUGAUAGUCUAUCAAGACAGCGAUGCCAACGCUCUGCGCGUAAACACGAGGACUCUGCAGAGCAGUUUUAGCCAGAAUUUGCAGGAUACGUCGGACAAAAGUGAUGAAUGGAAUAUGUAUUCCUGGCUCAGUGGCACCACAAGAACGUCGAUGCGAUUCAUGGCGUUCAAGGCGCUGGCAAAUUCAACUUCAGCCACAACAGCCAUGUCCGCUGGAAUUGUUGUCAGCGAGAGGACGGCCAUACAGUCCAUUUGCGAGGAGAUUGAGCGCGCUACGAAAGCAGUACAGCGGUGGGAUGAUGAGACGCAGUCAAUCAUUGAAGAUAAAGAAAUUAUCUCUCUCGCCGAAGCUAAGAAGCGCACAGGAUAUCUAGAGCAGCUGGUUUAUGAUGUCAAAAAGCUGGUGUGGGCAUGA
Talaromyces atroroseus is the source of this 2862-nucleotide messenger RNA. RefSeq lists its product as hypothetical. The transcript has 4 exons. The record is from RefSeq and is a predicted model, not a curated record. NCBI's taxonomy places the organism in Eukaryota, Fungi, Ascomycota, Eurotiomycetes, Eurotiales, Trichocomaceae. Gene Ontology annotation, biological process: phosphatidylinositol dephosphorylation. Gene Ontology annotation, molecular function: phosphatidylinositol-4-phosphate phosphatase activity. Gene Ontology annotation, cellular component: endoplasmic reticulum. The coding region runs from base 1 to 2862 and encodes 953 amino acids.